Molecule: messenger RNA, 2343 nt
Organism: Helicoverpa armigera (cotton bollworm)
Lineage: Eukaryota; Metazoa; Arthropoda; Insecta; Lepidoptera; Noctuidae
Gene: Exo70
Product: Exocyst 70
Exons: 17
Coding region: 165-2213 (682 amino acids)
Biological process (GO): exocytosis
Cellular component (GO): exocyst
Molecular function (GO): phosphatidylinositol-4,5-bisphosphate binding
Source: RefSeq, a predicted model, not a curated record
CACUGUGACAUUGUCAAAUUCUUUGAAAAGAAAGCCAAAAUAUUUUCAACAUUGAUUAUAAUCAAUUUUAAUAUUUUUUAUGACGUGUUCUAUGCUAUGAUUUAAAUUAAGGAUAUCAGAGGUUGGACUACAAAAGUACUGCACAUAAGAUUCUAACAUCCAAGAUGUACGCGGUAGAGAAGAAAUUCGAAAUAGAAAUGAAGUUACGAAAGGAAAUGACAAACAUACAAGAGUUGAAAGCAGCUGCUAAGCGCAGCUCAACUCUUGCCAAUGAUGUGUGCAACGUCCUGGGAGCCUGUGAACAGAGGCUGCAGCAGCUGGAGACUGCUGUACUGCCUCUGUAUGGAGACACUGCUAGACUGCAGCAUAUACAUCAAAACAUGGAGCGCACAGUCCGUUCCCUGGACCAUGUGAUUAACUACUACAUGGUGUCCAGAGAGCUGGCAGACCUCAUACAGGCUGGACCUCACACAAGCACCACUGAGUCUCUCAAUGUUUAUCUUGAGGCUCUCGACAAACUGGCUGAUGCACAAGGAUAUUUCAACAAGAACAAUCCACAGAGUGUUGAAUUAGAAAACAUUAAUCAGCUAUACAAUACUGGUGUCUCCAAGUUGGAGAAUGCCUUUGAAGACCUGUUGAACCGCAACACCAGGCCUCUGUCACCCACAACCCUCAUGGACAUGAUACAACUGGAGGAAGACUCGAGCGUAGACAGCGUGUCAGUAAGCACAAGCGGCAGUACAUCAGCCGCAGCACUAGAGAGUAUGCGGGCAGCCGCCGCCUGGCUGAGCGCGGCCGGCGUGGCGCCCGCCGACCAGCUGCUCGCCAUCCGGGCACCCGCUGCUAAGAGCUCUCUCGUGGCGUUCAAGGAUUACCUGAAGUCUAGGUCUAUGGCUGCGUCGCCGCUUAUGAGAGCCAAAAACCACUUGCAUCGCACAGACAGCACCCAGAGAAGAACAAGUAGGCUACAAAAAGUUAUUGAGAAACGCGCGAACAAGAUAAUGAUGAAGGCCUCCCAGACUUUGGAACAAACUACUGGAUUCGCUGUAGGACCAAGGAAGUCCAUUUGUGAAGCUUACACAGAGGACAGUAGCGAAGCCCUAGACGAGUGGGAGGCGGAGAUAGCGGGCACGGUGGCCGGCGCCGUCUGCCGGCUGGCGCGGCACGAGCAGCGACAUCUGCUGGGGCUGGUGCCGCUGCCGAGGCUGCCCCCACUGCUGGGGGCCGUGUUGAAGGACUGCUUCACUAUAUUGGCUGCUGAUGUUGAGCGCGCGUGUAUGCGGUCCCGGCGGGCGGCGUCGCGCUGCGGCGGCGCGGCGGGCUGCUGGGCGGUGCUGGCGCGGCUGCAGCGCCUGCAGCCCGAGCUGGAGCGAGCCCUGGCGCCCGCCUCGCCGCAGCCCUACGCCGCCGUGCUGCACGCCUGCCAGGCUCACUGCAUAAAGUCCCUGGAGGAGUGGGUGGAGGGCGUCCGGGGUGACGCGGCGGCGGGCCCGGUGGACGGCACGGUGCACCAGCUCGCCGCCGCCGCGCUCGCGCACUGCCAGGCACUCGCCUCACAUGCUAAUACUAUCGGACCAGCGCUGGCUACAGAGCCGUCCUACAACCGCGCAGUGAGCCAGCUGUCCGGCGUGCAUGACAGGAACGCCGCCAUGUUGGCUAUUUAUAUGCGUAAAGUACUGGCUCAACUAAACUUCGCGCUAAGGAACAAAAGUGAACAGUAUCCAGACGCGUUGAAAGCUAUAUUCCUGUUGAACAAUACUUUAUACUUACUACAGGGUCUCCAACGCAGUGGUCUUUUAGACGUGUUGAUGCUUGCUGAGCCGGAAUGCGAAGCGAACUACAGGGAUAUGAUUCAGGAACACAAGAAUGCAUACUUACAGAGUUGGAACAAGCUAUUAGCACAUACGGUGUUGGAUGAACCUCUGCCUGCGAAGUUACGUGACAAGGACCGGCAGAUGCUCAAGGAUAAGUUCUCUUCGUUCAACCGCGAGUGGGAGGAGAUCUCGCGUCUGCAGCGCGGGUACAGCGUGCCCGACGCCGAGCUCCGCGAGGCUCUGAAGCGCGACAACAAGCAGGCGCUGCUGCCGCGAUACUCCGCGCUGUACGACCGCGCUGUUGCCGCGCCUUUCAGCAAGAACCCUGAUAAAUACGUCAAGUAUACUCCUGUGCAGAUCGCUGCACAACUGGACGGCUACUUUGACGAAGCUGCUUAAAGCAUAUUAUUAUAGAAGCAGUAUUAGGGAAGAAUAUACUAGGAAAAGAUGUAAUACAUUAUUUAUUUAAUCACUAGAUUUAUAGUAAAAUGAUUAUAUAAACACGCAAUAAUAAAUUAUUAUCAAUUAA